Molecule: messenger RNA, 698 nt
Organism: Papilio machaon (common yellow swallowtail)
Lineage: Eukaryota; Metazoa; Arthropoda; Insecta; Lepidoptera; Papilionidae
Gene: MCTS1
Product: malignant T-cell-amplified sequence 1 homolog
Exons: 5
Coding region: 124-672 (182 amino acids)
Biological process (GO): formation of translation preinitiation complex
Molecular function (GO): RNA binding
Source: RefSeq, a predicted model, not a curated record
GGUCAAGGUAUACCCGAGUUUCAUUUUGACAAGUAUCGGAAAGUUCUGUCGUCGGUGUUUAAAUUGUCGGUGAAUUUGUUGUUUUUACCUUGGUUAUACAUUGUGUUCCUAUACUCCAGCGACAUGUUUAAGAAAUUCGACGAGAAGGAGAGCAUAUCGGGGGUGCAGCAGCUCAAGUCCUCGGUGCAGAAGGGCAUUCGAGCGCGUCUACUCGAGCUAUACCCACAUCUCGAGAACCACAUCGACCAAGUGCUGCCAAAGAAGGACACAUUCAGAAUUGUUAAAUGCCAUGACCACAUCGAGAUCAUGGUGAACAGUGCGGGGGAGCUGCUGUUUUUCCGCCACCGAGAGGGACCAUGGAUGCCCACCUUGAGGUUAUUGCAUAAAUAUCCAUUCUUCCUGCCGAUGCAGCAAGUUGACAAGGGUGCGAUCCGCUUCGUGCUCAGUGGUGCCAACAUAAUGUGCCCCGGUCUGACGUCACCAGGAGCCCGCAUGUCCUCCGUCGACAAGGGACAAGUGGUGGCUCUGAUGGCUGAGGGGAAACAGCACGCGCUGGCUGUUGGGAUGACGUCUUUGUCUACAGAUGAUAUAGCCAAAGUGAACAAAGGCGUUGGUAUCGAGAAUUUCCAUUACCUUAACGAUGGUCUGUGGCAGAUGAAGCCCGUCAAAUAAAUUACUACAACUACGCACAUAUAAUA